AUGGAGGCAGAAUUACUGGCCACCUAUGCUCGGUGUGCUACACGAGAUGCUCUCAUUGGGGCGGGUGAGGUCGAAACCCACCUCACCUAUUCGACCCUCGCUCAACAAGUCAAGGCCUUGCAGCAGACUUUACAGUCCCACGGAAUCAAUCGUGGCACGAUUGUUGCCGCAGUCUUCCCGAAUUCGAUGGUGUUGGCUCUUGUCUUCCUUGCUCUGCUCGCCUGCGACGCUACGAUUGCGCCGCUGGAUCCCAAGCUGAAAGCCGACGAAUACAAGUAUGAUCUAGAAGAUCUACGGAUUGAUUUCGUGCUCGCUCCCAGCAACGUGUUGAGCUCAGAGAACGAUCUAACUGCUGUGACAAAGUCAUUGUCGUGUGGAGUCUUGGCAUGUGCCUUCGGUGCCGAGGAGGUAAAAGUGGAUGUUGUUCGUGCCGGAUUACCACAUCCCAAUAGUUCCAGCAACCGGGACAGCCACGAACCAACUGCGUUGAUAUUGCAUACAUCGGGUACGACCGGUAAACCAAAAAUUGUCCCACUCACCGCACAAAAUUUGCUGGCUUCUACCCAUAAUGUAAUUGAAACCUACAAUCUUAGCAAGGACGACCGGACGAUCUUGCUAAUGCCAUUGUUCCAUAUCCAUGGCAUCGUUGCGGGAUUUCUGGCCCCUCUUCUCUGCGGCGCAGGGCUUGUGAUACCGGAGAGGGGUCUUGCAGGUGAUUUCUGGGAGCUAUACAUGCGACAUGGCGCCAACUGGUGGACUGCCACUCCAACGCAUCAUAGAACGAUCCUACAGUUGAAGCGGCCUCCCGAAGCGAAGGUUCGAUUCAUACGCUCUUGCUCCUCCGCGCUUUCUCCAAUUGAUGCUGAAAAAUUAGAGGAAGCUCUGCAGGCACCCGUUCUGCAGGCGUAUGCAAUGACUGAGAACGCACAUCAUAUCUCCUCAACCAAACUUGGAGAGCCACGGGAGCCUGGUACAGUCGGCUUCCCUCCGUCCGACCUAGAACUUAGUAUCCUCGACGAAGCCGACAACACAGUGCCGCCUGGUCAAGUCGGUCAAGUCGCAAUCAAGGGUGCAUCGUCCAUGAACGGGUACCGCAACAAUGAGGAAGCAAACGAGAAAUCCUUCACAUCCUCCGGACUGUUCAAAACAGGCGAUCAAGGCAAGCUCGACGAAGAGGGCUGUUUGACCUUGACAGGCAGGUUGAAAGAAAUGAUCAACAAGGGUGGCGAAACCAUCAGCCCGACCGCAUUGGACAGCGUCCUCCUAAACCAUAGCGCGAUCAAGGAGGCCGUGGCUUUCGCGGUCCCUGAUGACGUCUUCGGAGAAGACAUAGGUGUCGCAGUCGUCCUCGAGGAGCACUCAUCUCUAAGCCGAGCGGAGUUGGUUGAGUGGAUGAGGGAGAGAGUAGCAGAGGCAAAGGUGCCGAGGACCAUCUGGUUCGUGGAUCACAUUCCUAAAACGGCUACUGGUAAGCUUCAGCGCAUAGCUGUUGCGCGCGAGAUGCUGCAGAGUCCUCAGGAGCAGCCGAAG
Molecule: messenger RNA, 1530 nt
Organism: Baudoinia panamericana UAMH 10762
Lineage: Eukaryota; Fungi; Ascomycota; Dothideomycetes; Mycosphaerellales; Teratosphaeriaceae
Exons: 1
Biological process (GO): fatty acid metabolic process
Molecular function (GO): medium-chain fatty acid-CoA ligase activity
Source: RefSeq, a predicted model, not a curated record